This is a messenger RNA of Gopherus evgoodei (Goodes thornscrub tortoise), 4792 nucleotides long. It is a transcript of the gene TMEM67, whose product is annotated as transmembrane protein 67. Gene Ontology annotation, cellular component: MKS complex; ciliary transition zone. The record is from RefSeq and is a predicted model, not a curated record. The coding region runs from base 291 to 3026 and encodes 911 amino acids. Gene Ontology annotation, biological process: cilium assembly. The transcript has 29 exons. Lineage: Eukaryota; Metazoa; Chordata; Testudines; Testudinidae.
UCCUUGCCGUGGCUGCCAUUCCUUUCCUUGUCCACGCGUGUUUGACUCACAGCUGCGUUUGCCAUCGUCUGUGUGGGCAGCGUGCAUGUGCUAGGGGGAAGCUCCCGCCUCAUGGUGGGCAAAGGACCUGUCUGAUUCAGGGUAGUGUCCGACCCAUCCUGUCAUGGUGCUGGCUGGAAUAGCAUUGACAUUGGGUUGGCAGGCUGAGUGUUUGUUUUCUGGUUGGACGAGAGAUAGGAUACUGGUGAUGGUGUCAAGGUAUUUCGUGUGCAUGUCUACCAGGAUUCAAGAUGGUUUCUAAUAAUGGUGGACCUUCUGUUAUUUGUGAAAAAUGCCCAGAGAAUAUGAGUGGCGUUACUGAAGAUGGGUGGAGUUGUAUUACUUGUCCUAAAGGCUUAACUACAGAAGGAAAAUGUAAAUGCGCCAUUAAUGAAAUUUUAGUGGAAAGAGAUGUUAAUGGCAAGUUGUUGAAUGAAGCAUUGUGUAUACGCUGUGAUGCAAAUGAACCAUCAUUCUCUGCUUCAAAUGUCUUGGGAGAUAGGUGUAUAAGAUGUGAACAAACAUUCAUCAAUAUAAGCGAGUCUUGUGACUGUUCGGACCCAAAUAUUUUGACUGGAGGGUUAUGCUUCAGUAACAGCAGAAACUUCCCCUCAAAGGCAGUUGCAACUGUACGUUAUGGACAGCUAGGUAUAACAGUGGUAUCAGCAUGGUUUCUGAAAAACCUACAAGCAUCUGCAGCUGCUUGUUGGCUGUACUCCAAUCUAACGUCGUGCCAAGCACUUGGAAAUAUGUGUGUGAUGAACAUGAACUCAUUAAGCUCUACCACUAGUGAUGCAUGUGGUCUGUUUCAGUAUGUCUAUGCAAAUACAGCAGGGCUAGGCACUGUUCAUUCAGUAUCCUUCUGGAGACAGAAUCUUCCAUGGCUGUACUAUGGUGACCAGCCAGGAUUAGCAUCUCAAGUACUUGAUACAACCCAGUUCCCUACAAGCUUCAGUUUUAAAGGAACAAACAAGAAUAUAAAACUGCAGCUUAUCGCAGCUUCAUAUGAUGCAGAGGGAAACUUUCUUAAAUGGCAAAAUUUGGAAGGAGGUGUCUUGCAGCUUUGUCCUGACACACUGACUAGGCUGAAUGCUGCUUAUAUUUUUGGAACAACUUAUCAGCAAAGUUGUACAAUUUCUGUUUCCAAGAUGUUAUCGGAUUUUGCUAAUCCGAUAUUUUAUGAUGUGUAUCUUGAAUAUCAUGAUGAUGAUAGUGGACAGCAAUAUCUGUGGGCUGUGCCAGUUUUAAACUUAAAUCUUCAAUACAAUGAAAUGUCUGUGAAUCAAGGCAGCAAUAUGAACAAUUGGCUUUUGACUCGUCGGAUGUUUUUGGUGGAUAGUUUAAGUGGACAAGAGAAUGACUUGGGAAAACAACCAAGAAUAAUUCGAAUUGCUAGCAAAAUAACCAUCAGUAUUCGUCUUAUUCCCAAUACUCAGAGAGGAACUAUCUAUCCCCCUCUAAUUACCAUUGCCUACAAGGAUGUUCUUGUCCAAAACCCAGAUACCCAGAGUGUGAUGGUUUCCUUCUCAGUUAAUUAUGAAAUGAACCAAUCAGAGGCUCAAAUUCAGACAGAUAUUGCAUUGGGUGUGCUUGGUGGACUGGCAGUUUUAUGGUCUCUUCUGAAGACUGCUGGCUGGAAGAGGCGGAUAGGGAGCCCUAUAAUUGACUUGCAGACAGUUUUGAAGUUCUUGCUGUUUUAUGCUGGAGACCUUGCCAAUGUUUUCUUUAUCAUCACAGUGGGAACAGGGCUUUUCUGGCUUAUUUUCUUCAAAGCACAGCAGUUUGUCUCGGUUCUUUUACCACUUCCAUCUCAAGAAGAGGUUUUCGUUACAUAUGUAGGAUGUGCUUUUGCUCUAAAGGCUCUGCAAUUUUUGCAUAAACUAUUUUCACAACUUACUGUAGAUGUUUUCUUUAUUGACUGGGAGCGUCCUAAAGGCAAAAUCCUUAAAGCCGUUGAAGGUGAAGGUGGUAUAAAAAGUGUCGCUGCACCUGUGAGCAUAUGGAGGACAUAUUUUAUAGCAAAUGAAUGGAAUGAAAUUCAGACUGUGAGGAAGAUAAAUCCACUCUUUCAAGUGCUUGCAGUUCUUUUCUUCUUGGAGGUUGUUGGAUUUUCAAACCUGGCUUUAAUGGAUUCUUCUUCGAGUCUUAUAAGAAGCAGUGAGAGUUACAUAGCUCCCUGGAGCCGCAUUCUGAGAUUUGGUGUGUCUACUGUCCUCUGGCUAGUCAUUGCCAUGUUACAGAUCAUAUUCUUUGCUGCAUUUUAUGAGAGAUUUGUAGAAGAUAAGAUAAGACAAUUUGUUGAUUUGUGCUCUAUGAGCAAUAUUUCAGUAUUUCUCUUGUCACACAGAUGCUUUGGGUAUUAUAUCCAUGGUCGGUCUGUACAUGGACACGCAGAUACCAAUAUGGAAGAAAUGAAUAUGAACCUAAAGAGAGAAGCGGAAAAUUUGUGUAGUCAAAGAGGUUUGUUACCCAACACAGAUGGCCAGACAUUUCAGAUUUCCAUUUCAAGCAAGAUGAGACAGCAGUAUGAUAGGAUUCAUGAAACCUUAACAAGGAAACAUGGUCCUGCUAGACUUUUAGAUUCAUCUGCAACUACUUUUGAACAGAGUACUAAGGCAUACCAUACCAUGAACAAAUUUCUUGGCUCCUUUAUUGACCAUGUUCAUAAAGAUAUGGAUUAUAUUGUAAAGGACAAGUUGCUGCUUGAACGAAUUAUUGGCAUGGAGUUCAUGGAACCAAUGGAAAAAAGUAUCUUUUACAAUGAUGAAGGACAUUCUUUCAGCGAUGUUCUCUUUUAUGGCAAUGAGGCCACACUUCUCAUCUUCGAUAUACUGUUUUUCUCUGUUGUGGAUUUGGCUUCCCAAAGUUUUGUCCUAGCAGCUGUUCUCACAUAUUUGCAACAGGAGAUUUUUAGGUUUAUUCGUAACACUGCUGGGCAGAAGAAUUUGGCAUCCAAAACCUUGGUGGAUGAAAGAUUUCUUAUUUAAUUGACUCAAAAGAUGAAAUACUUUGUACAAGAACUAAUCAUGGAAUGAAACCUUCCUAAGCUACAGAUUAGUCUGCAGUGCUAUGUAAAUAUUAAUGUAAAUCUUUUGACUUUUUUCUUUUUAUAUUGUGCGCUAUAAAGUUUUGUUUUUGUAUAACUUUCAGAUGUUUUUGUGUUAUGAAUAGUAAACCAUAUGUCUUGAUACGUGACACCAAGACAGUCAGAAAUUAAGCCGAGCACUGUCAUUAUCAGAAGAUAAAAUCAAUUUAUUGCCUUCAGUGAGGGUAUAUGCCAUUUGUUUUUAAGAGAUAAUUUCAGUGCUUCUGCUGCUGAGUGGAGUUAUAAUUUUCCUCAUAUGUACGUGUUUCCAAAAUAGCUCAAAGAAAUUAGACCUUAUUUUUGGAAUUUACUGUGAAAUGCAAUCAAAUGUAUUUCAGGUUCACCACAAGUGAGGAUCUGCCAUGAAUUCCUAACUAAACAAAUACUUAGAAGACCAUUGAGACUAAGUAGUUGAAUCUUUCUCACUUAUCUAAAAUAACUUCAGCGUGAAAGUUUAAAUUGUGUGAUUGCUGAUGCGGUUUGAUCCACUUGAGCCCACCCUUUGGGUUUGUCUAAUUUAUCGUUGGGUCAGUAUUGCUUUUUUUUUCCUGCAUUGAUUGCAUAUAACAUAGCACAUGUGUGUUUGAACAUUUGCUAGUCUUACGACUAUAUAGCUGUGUGGCCCAGUGAAUAGGGCAAAGGAUGGAGAUGCAGGAGGCCUUGAUUCCUUGUUCCUGAUCUUCUGUGGAAUUAAUGUGACCUUGAGCAGGGCACUUAACUGCUCUAGACUUGUUUUCAUAGACUUGAAUUUGAGGCACUGAUACUUUCCUUUUUAAAAUGCACUGAGAUGCUCUGUGGAUGGAAAGGGCUGUGCAAGUGCCUAUUCUUAUAUUAUUGUUUUAAUAUAUUCCCUGAUUAUCCCAUUUUCUGACAUCAUUUCCUCAUGAUUUAAAAUAAUGACCAUAUCCCACAUACAUUACUUCAGCCAUUGGAAUGUAAACAGCUGAAUAGUUGUUAAAAUGCUACUUACUAAGGAUUCAGAGAGAUUUUCAAAGGCUAAAGGGGCAGGUGAGUGCCUGAUCCCCAAUCGUGCCUUUGAAAAGUCUCCCUGCUCAAGUGUGUUUUAAAAUAACAUUUGUUUUUCAGUAAAUGAUUACUCCACUGCAUGGUGUCAUGGUUUCAUAGCCAUGCCACUUGUCUUAAGAUUAUUCAGCGGGGAACAAUCAGCAAAAAACGUAAAGAUCCAAGUUCAGAAAAGCAUCUCUAUUUAAGAAUAGCACUUAAGUCCCAUUUAAGACAAUGGGACUUAAGCAGAUGUUUAAUUUUAAAUGUGCUUAUCUGACCCAGGGCCAACAUAUCUGAUAGAGGUAUUAUAUUUGAGAUUCUUCUUAGCUACAUAAAGAGGAAGAUGUCUAUUAUGGUGCCAUAUCAUGUCUUUAAGCUGUGGUUACCAUAGAUUUCAGUCUCAAAGCCAUUACAGAUCCAGUAUACUUACUUCUGGUUUGCAAAAUAAUUGCUACUUGCUAAUUCAGAAUAGUUACCAUUAACUGGUAAAAUGUUGCGACUCUCCUGAGGUCAUGGUGAAGUUAGAUGGCAUAAUCUGAGGGCCUGACUUUUCAGUGGGGCAUCCAUUUAUUUACAUGCAGCUUAUCACAAGACUAUAUUUCAUUGGUAGGGUAGGAAUUAAUGGUAAAUUCUCAGAAUGGAGAGGGGUAACUGGUGGUGUUC